AUGAGCAGUCGCUGUGGGGUGGGGGUGUGUGCGUGUGUGAGGGCCACUCGAAGGGAGGGGCCGUCGAAGGGAGGGGCCGUUGAAGGGAGGGCUGCUGAUGGGGCUGGCAGAGGCCACUCAGGACACGUUGGAGCUCCGACUCUUCCUUCCCACCCACCCAUGCCCAGUUCCUCCUCUCCCACCCCUCUCCUCAUCCCUGACCCAUCUAGCUCUUCUCCGCUCCUGCUUGCUGUUCCAUGCCCUCUUGCACCUACUUGCACACCCAUUCUGCUUGCCAAGGCACCAUCUCAGGACUAUCUCAAACGUUCCCCUAUCCCAUCUCGUUACUCCACCUGCUCCUCCUACACCUACUUUUGCCCCUCUAAUUUCCAACCUCGCAACACGGCCACACUGUUCAACAAAGCAUUCGCUUCGCCCUCCAUCCCCCCUCUCUCCCCCCCCCCCAGCUCCGCACCUGCUUCUCCUACCGCCGACGUCCGCCCCUGCAGUGCGGACGCGCUGUUCAAGGGCGACCUGCGGGGCUGCUGGGUGCCCCGUGGUGGUGCUGUUGCUCACGGACAAAGCAACGGGAGGAGGGAGGUGCGUGAUGUGAGGAAGGAGGUGGGCUAUAAAGGGUCACUGCUACUGCUCAAUGGUGCUGGCCACUGCUGCUCUUCGCUGCUGGGUGAGGAAGGUGCGUGGGUGGUAUUCAUAGUCCAGCCUAAAGCAAGCAAACAUCACUUGCCGUCACCGAUCACUCAUCGCCAGUGUUCCUCCUUCCCCUCAACCACCAACCAGCCGUGCAUAGUCGAGCCACUAACAUCCAUCCUCUGUCGCCACCACACGCACGCACUGAUCACCGAGCACUCAUCACUUCUCCCCUGUCACCCGUCCGCGCUUCCCCUGUCACCCAUCCGCCCUUCCCCUGUCACCCAUCCGCCCUUCCCCUGUCACCCAUCCGCCCUUCCCCUGUCACCCAUCCUCCCUUCCCCUGUCACCCAUCCGCCCUUCCCCUGUCACCCAUCCGCCCUACCCCUGUCACCCAUCCGCCCUUCCCCUGUCACCCAUCCGCCCUUCCCCCUUGUUGGAAUAACCGAAAGGUUAUCAUAA
This is a messenger RNA of Closterium sp. Naga37s-1, 1089 nucleotides long. Lineage: Eukaryota; Viridiplantae; Streptophyta; Zygnematophyceae; Desmidiales; Closteriaceae. The record is from the annotation of a GenBank genome assembly.